AUGCUGGAAAAGAAGCGUGCUAUAUAUUCUGACCGUCCUACCCUGACCGUAGGUGGUGACAUGGCCGGAUGGGAUCGCGUGCAAGCGCUCCUCCAGACGGGCCCCGAAUGGCGCGAACAUCGUUUACUGUUCUCACUGUUCAUUGGAAGUCGAAGUAAGAUAGCACAGUUACAUAUUCUCAGAAGCGUUGGUGCCAGCAUCCUCCGGCUUUCUCAUGGAUGUACAGCAGAAGAGGACGUCGACUACUUUUUGCAAUUUGCUGAAAGUGCACUCGCGGAGUUCUCGUAUCUGACUGGUGGCGGGCCGUUUUUGGCUGAUGCUAUCCCUUGGUUGCGCUAUAUCACCGAGUGGAUGCCAGGAGCAGAAUGGAGGAGGAACGUCAAGAUCUGGGCUAAACAUCGACGGGACAUGCAAGACUUGCCUUACCGGUUCGUGCAAGGACAAGUUGCAGCAGGUCCCGCUCUCCCCAGUUUACUUUCCUUGAGACUGCAGGAAGAGAACCUUACAUCCGAGCAAGAAGAGGUUGCCAAGUUUAUCGCUACCUCAUUCUUCGUUGGCGGCACAGACUCUACUGCAGCCGCUCGCUAUAAGCAACUUCUUCUUGAUUAUGAUGUGUUAGCCAAGAGUGCAGCAGAGGGCCCAGAUGGAAAUAGACAGUGUGAUUGGGAGCGACAGACUCCCAGAGAUCGCCGACAGGUCCCAGCUGCCCUACCUCAAUGCAGUAUGCUUGGAGAUCUUCCGGUGAAAUCCUGUCAUUUCACUAGCUUACCACUGUCUCAGCCAGGAUGA
Molecule: messenger RNA, 789 nt
Organism: Sparassis crispa
Lineage: Eukaryota; Fungi; Basidiomycota; Agaricomycetes; Polyporales; Sparassidaceae
Exons: 8
Coding region: 1-789 (262 amino acids)
Molecular function (GO): monooxygenase activity; heme binding; oxidoreductase activity, acting on paired donors, with incorporation or reduction of molecular oxygen
Source: RefSeq, a predicted model, not a curated record